Molecule: messenger RNA, 4111 nt
Organism: Toxotes jaculatrix (banded archerfish)
Lineage: Eukaryota; Metazoa; Chordata; Actinopteri; Toxotidae
Gene: spag9a
Product: sperm associated antigen 9a
Exons: 30
Coding region: 179-3976 (1265 amino acids)
Biological process (GO): vesicle-mediated transport
Cellular component (GO): cytoplasm
Molecular function (GO): kinesin binding; signaling receptor complex adaptor activity; MAP kinase scaffold activity
Source: RefSeq, a predicted model, not a curated record
AGAGAGGAGGAAAUCCACGUAGCCUCUCUUGCAUCGUAAUAGUCCUGCCGUCUAAUGUCCUCAAUGUGUGCGUUUAUGUAAAGAAACGCUUAUUUCAGUUGAGCGGAUAGCGGUGUUCAUAGUGGCGGGGUAACGCGGGAUAAAUUGGUCCUGUUUGCUGAAAGGGAGAGGACUAAAAAUGGAGCUGGAAGACGGAGUUGUGUACCAGGACGACCCGGGGACAUCAGCGAUGAUGUCUGAGCGGGUGUCGGGCCUGGCCAACUCCAUCUACCGCGAGUUCGAGAGGCUCAUCGGUAAAUACGACGAGGAUGUGGUGAAGGAGCUGAUGCCGCUGGUCGUGGCCGUGCUGGAAAACCUGGACUCGGUGUUCGCGGAGAACCAGGAGCACGAAGUGGAGCUGGAGCUGCUGAAGGAGGACAACGAGCAGCUCAUCACCCAGUACGAGCGGGAGAAAGCUCUGAGGAAACAUGCAGAGGAGAAGUUCAUGGAGUUUGAGGACACUCAUGAACAGGAGAAGAAGGACCUGCAGAACAAUGUGGACCGAAUGGAGUCCCACUCCCGGCAACUGGAGCUCAAGAUCAAGAACUAUGCAGACCAGAUCAGCAGGUUAGAAGAACGAGAGCUGGAGCUCAAGAAGGAAUACAACUCCCUCCAUCAGAGACACACAGAGAUGAUCCAUAAUUAUAUGGAACAUGUAGAGAGGAUCAAAAUGCAGCAGAUUAGUGAGACUUCAGAGUCGAGCACGGUCGGUCGAGUCAGGAGAGAGCGGCCUCUUUCUUUGGGGAUUUUCCCUUCAUCUGGUGGGGCGUCUCUGCUAAUCCCAGACCCCCAGGCCAGAGCAGAGACACUGGGCACAGAGGGGUGGAGGUUCCCUGACCCAACACAGCCACGGUCCAACACUAGCCUCAAGUUGGACUUUGUCGACCCCCCAAAGGAAAGGGAGGGUAAGAGUGCGCAGGACUCUACUUGGGGGAAUUCACUGGCAGACGACUGCAAGGAUGAGAUGUCAGACUUCACCGGCUCCAAGUCGGCCACACCAAUGUCCACCACCGCCUCAGACAUGGAGAAAGAAGAUGGGAACAGUAAGAGCACAGAGGUGCAGGCUGCACCAGGAACCAGAUCCAUAUCAGUGGGUUUGCCUGAAAAUGAGGACAGCUCAGAUGUGCAGGACAUUAUUGAGUCCACCCCUGAACUGGACAUGGAUCUCAUUGGUUACAAGCACUGCAGUACGCCUACCAAAGGCAUUGAGAACAUGGCAUUUGACCGCAAUACAGACUCUCUAUUUGAGGAGCUGUCGUCUGCAGGCACUGGGCUCAUAGGGGAUGUGGAUGAGGGGGCCGACCUGCUGGUGGAGUACUCUGGUAUGGGCCGGGAAGUUGAAAAUCUUAUUCAGGAGAAUUCACAAUUGCUUGAGACAAAGAAUGCCCUGAACGUGGUGAAUAAAGACUUGAUAUUGAAGGUGGACGAGUUGACCUGUGAGAAGGAGAUGUUGCAGGGAGAGCUGGAAGCCGUGCUGCAGGCCAAGACCAAGCUGGAGGACAAGAACAGAGAGAUGGAGGAGGAACUCAAAAAAGUGCGACUGGAAGUGGAGGAAGUGAAACAGAAAACUAAAGAUGAAGAAGAUCAGAGUGAUGUACCUACAGCCCAGAGGAAGCGUUUCACCAGAGUGGAAAUGGCCAGAGUGCUAAUGGAAAGAAACCAGUACAAAGAGAGACUGAUGGAGCUACAGGAAGCUGUGCGGUGGACAGAGAUGAUUAGGGCCUCGAGGGAAAAUCCAACACUCACAGAAAAAAAGAAAUCCAGCAUCUGGCAGUUCUUCAGCAGACUGUUUAGCUCCUCCUCCAGUGCCUCUGCUAUGAAGAAGGUGGAGUGUCAGUCCAGCAUGAAAUACAACUCCCCGGGCGGCCUGGUAAAGAGGAGUAGCACCUUCUCCCAGUUCCCCACAGAGAAGUCCAAGACCUUCGACUUCCUCAAUGAAGAAAAGGACCAGUGCAGUUCGCCAUCGCGUAAAGAGCAAAAGAGAGCCCAGUACAGACAGGUGAAGGCCCACAUGCAGAAGGAGGACGGACGAGUCACUGCUCACGGCUGGAGCCUGCCCAGCAAAUGCAAGGUGGCAAAUGGUGGACAGGUGGAGAACAAAAUGAACUUGCCUGUGCCAGUGUACUUGAGACCUCUGGAUCAGAAGGAUGCUUCUAUGAAGCUGUGGUGUGCUGCAGGGGUCAACCUGUCUGGGGGCAGGAUAUCAGAGCUUACUAAACAUAAGAAGGGUUCUCAGAGUAGCCUGGAUCAGCUGGAGCAAGAGAGUAAGGAUCAGGAGAAAGGGGAUCAGGAGAAGGAGCUGGUACUUCAGGAUGAGAUUUCCAGUAGGGUGUGGGUAUGCACCAGCACCCACUCCUCCACCAAGGUUAUGGUGCUGGAUGCCAGUCAGCCCUCUGACCUACUUGACAGCUUCUACGCCUGCAACACCCACGUCGUCUGCAUUGCCAGUGUGCCGGGGGUGUUGGAGACUGAUUAUCCGGCAGGUGAAGAGGUACCCCAGGACCUGGAGGCUAGCCAAGGUGACGGGGUGUCUCUGGCCGGCAGCGUGGCCAGUGUAGGCUCUACAGGCAGCGAUGGUGCCAUGGCAGCAGAGGGGACCACCGCCAUCCCCCAGACAGCCAGCUUAGGUGUCACAGACCAGCCAGCCGAGCACAGCGCCAUGUCUGGCUCAGUUGAGCUGUCCAGAGAGACCAGUCCAGCAGAAGAUGGGGUUCCUACGGCGGAAGAGGCAACGGAAGCAACGGAGGCCAAUGCUGGUGUGGGCGAAGAGGGAGAGGAGGACCAGGGAGCGGAUCAAAACCAGCCAGGAAUCUACACGGAGCAUGUGUUCACCGACCCACUGGGGGUGGGACCCACUGACUCCUCUCCCAGUGACGGACAGAGGGGCUCUGGGCAGGAUGGAGUGACUUCUCUGCCCGAAGAAACUGACCCGUCAGAGGGGGAAGUCCUGAGGAUGAGCAGUGCCCUCCCCACCAUGUGGCUAGGAGCUCAGAAUGGAUGUCUGUAUGUCCACUCGUCUGUGGCGCGUUGGAGGAAGUGUCUUCAUGCAAUCAAGCUGAAAGACGCCAUCCUCAGCAUAGUGCAUGUUAAAGGGAGAGUCCUGGUUGCAUUGGCUGAUGGGACACUAGCAAUUUUUCACAGAAGCAUUGCAGACGGCCAGUGGGACCUGACCAACUACCACCUGUUGGAUCUGGGCCGGCCCCACCACUCAAUCCGCUGUAUGACCGUAGUCCAUGACAAGGUGUGGUGCGGCUACAGGAACAAGAUCUACGUCAUCCAGCCAAAGGCCAUGAGGAUAGAGAAGUCAUUCGACGCUCAUCCUCGCAAGGAGAGCCAGGUGCGGCAGCUGGCCUGGGUCGGAGACGGUAUCUGGGUGUCCAUCCGACUGGAUUCAACCCUACGCUUGUUUCACGCCCACACUUACCAGCACCUCCAAGAUGUGGACAUUGAACCCUACGUCAGCAAGAUGCUUGGUACGGGUAAACUGGGCUUCUCGUUCGUGAGAAUCACAGCUCUCGUGGUGUCCUGCAGCCGCCUGUGGGUGGGGACAGGAAAUGGCGUCAUCAUCUCCAUCCCGCUGUCUGAAGCCAACAGGACAACGGGAAUAGUGCCAAAUCGGCCCGGCAGCGCAGUACGGGUUUACGGUGAUGACACUUUAGACUGUGCCAUGCCAGGCAGCUUUGUGCCAUACUGCUCCAUGGCUCACGCCCAGCUGUGUUUCCAUGGACAUCGAGAUGCUGUCAAGUUUUUUGUCACCGUGCCAGGGCAGGCAAUGCCUCCUCCAGGCAGUGCAGAUUCAGGCUCUGAUGACCCUGCCUCUGAAUCCUCUGACACAGUGACCUCUGAGCCCAAAACGUUCUUGGUCAUGAGUGGAGGCGAAGGCUACAUUGACUUCAGAAUGGGUGAGUAUGCUGUGUUUCUCCUACAAAAUAUUUAAGGUUGCGUUUGAAUCAACAUGAAAAGCAAUGUAGCUGAUUCUGUACUAUCUGACUAGUAAAACUGGUUAAACCAAUGACAAAACAACAAAUAUCUCCGCGGUGACCCGUCUGGUAGGGUGUUUGUUUGACUCAUC